Molecule: messenger RNA, 3858 nt
Organism: Magnusiomyces paraingens
Lineage: Eukaryota; Fungi; Ascomycota; Dipodascomycetes; Dipodascales; Dipodascaceae
Exons: 2
Coding region: 1-3858 (1285 amino acids)
Biological process (GO): actin filament organization; vesicle transport along actin filament; endocytosis
Cellular component (GO): vesicle; actin cytoskeleton; plasma membrane
Molecular function (GO): actin filament binding; ATP binding; microfilament motor activity
Source: RefSeq, a predicted model, not a curated record
AUGGCUAAAACUCAAAGAGCUGGACGAAAAGACGCAAAACGCGCGCCGCCCCCAAAGCGCGCAGCUGCCAGCGGUGGUAUUCAAAAGGCCGCCUUCGAUAUAACAAAAAAGAAAGAAGUCGGUGUUUCUGAUCUUACUCUGCUAUCCAAAGUCUCUGACGACUCUAUCAACGAUAACCUUCAAAAGCGCUUUGAAAAUGGUAUCAUCUACACCUAUAUUGGCCACGUUUUAAUCUCCGUCAACCCGUUCCGCGACCUGGGUAUCUACACCGACGCGGUUCUCGAAAGCUAUCGUGGUAAAAACCGUCUUGAGGUCCCUCCACACGUCUUUGCUGUCGCAGAAGCAAUGUACUACAAUAUGAAGUCUUACUCAGAAAGCCAGUGCGUCAUCAUUUCCGGUGAGUCUGGUGCUGGAAAAACAGAAGCCGCCAAACGUAUCAUGCAGUACAUUGCCUCCGUCUCUGGCCAAUCCUCCUCAAACAUUCAGAAAAUUAAGGAUAUGGUCCUCGCUACUAACCCUCUGCUCGAGUCCUUUGGUUGUGCUAAAACCCUCAGAAAUAAUAACUCUUCGCGCCACGGAAAGUAUCUCCAAAUCCAGUUUAACCGCCAAGCAGAACCAAUAGGUGCAACCAUUACAAACUACCUCUUGGAAAAGGCCCGUGUUGUCGGUCAAAUCCAAAACGAGCGUAACUUCCACAUCUUUUACCAGCUCACAAAGGGCGCCUCUGAUAGCCAGCGUCAACUCUUUGGCAUCCAAACACCUGAGGCUUAUGCCUAUACCUCUGCAAGCAAGUGUGUUUCCGUCCAGGGUAUUGACGAUAUUAGCGACUUUAAGGAAACUAUCCGUGCAAUGGAGAUUAUCGGUCUCCACCAACAGGAACAGGACCAAAUCUUCCGCAUGCUUUCGGCAAUCUUGUGGAUUGGUAACAUUGACUUUGCAGAAAAUAAUGAAGGAAAUGCUAAAAUCCGUGAUGAGUCUGUCCCUAACUUUGUCGCAUAUCUCUUGGAAGUAAAUGCCGCCGACAUUGAAAAGGCCCUGACUGAGCGUAUCAUUGAGACUUUCCGUGGUACCGGCCGCCGUGGCUCGGUUUACGAGUCUCCUCUUAACUUGGUCCAGGCUCGAGCUGUCCGUGACGCCCUAGCAAAAGCUAUUUACAAUAACCUCUUUGACUGGAUUGUCGAUCGUCUCAAUCAAUCCCUCGAAGCCAAAGAAGGUCUCGAUAAAUCCAUUGGUAUUUUGGAUAUCUACGGGUUUGAGAUUUUCGAAAACAAUAGUUUUGAACAACUUUGCAUCAACUAUGUUAACGAAAAGCUUCAACAAAUCUUUAUCCAACUUACCCUUAAAACUGAACAAGAUGAAUACGUCCGCGAACAAAUCAAGUGGACCCCAAUCGACUACUUCAACAAUAAAAUUGUCUGCGACCUUAUUGAAGAAAAGCGACCACCAGGUAUCUUCUCAGCCCUUAACGAUUCCUGCGCAACCGCCCACGCUGAUUCAAACGCUGCAGACCAAAACUUUGCCCAGCGUCUUUCCCUGCUCACUAGUAACCCUCACUUUGAAACUCGUCAAACAAAGUUCCUCAUCAAGCACUAUGCCGGUGAUGUGUAUUACGACAUUAAGGGUAUGACUGACAAGAAUAAGGACCAAUUGCUCAAGGAUCUUCUUAUUCUCAUCUCCAAGACUGCAAAUCCCUUUUUGCAUUCUCUCUUCCCGGAGCACGUCAACACAGAGUCUAAGCGUCGUCCUCCCACUGCUGGUGACAAGAUUAAAUUAUCUGCAAAUGCCCUCACUACCACUCUGUCCCAAUCUCAGCCUUCGUACAUUCGUACCAUCAAGCCCAACCAGACAAAGAACCCCUCCGACUAUGAUACCAAGAUGGUUCUGCAUCAAAUCAAGUACCUGGGUCUCCACGAAAACGUCCGCAUUCGUCGUGCUGGUUUUGCUUAUCGUCAAACUUAUGAGAAGUUCACCGAGCGCUUUUACUUGCUCUCAGGUAAAACUUCCUACGCUGGUGAUUAUAUUUGGAAGGGCGAUUCUCGCACUGCAACCACAGAAAUCCUCCGCGAUGCUGGUGUCCCUGCUGGUGAAUUCCAAAUGGGUACUACCAAAGUCUUCAUCAAGACCCCAGAGACGCUCUUCUCGCUCGAACACAUGCGUGACAUGUAUUGGCACAAUAUGGCUGCUCGUAUUCAGCGCGCUUGGCGCAAGUACCAGCAAAAGAAGAUCAAUGCGGCCAUCAAGAUCCAGCGCGCUUGGCGUAAGGAAAAGGAUGGCGAUAUCUACAUGGUUCUUCGCGACAAGGGACACAAAAUUCUCAACAACCGCAAGGAGCGUCGCCGUCUCUCACUCAAUGGCUACCGCCGUUUCAUGGGCGACUACCUUUACUGCAACAGUCCCAAGAGCUCUGGUGGUUUCACUGCACGUGCUGUAGGUCUCAACGAAACCGCCAUCUUUUCAAUGACAGGAGAGACUCUAGUCCACAAGUUUGGUCGUUCAUCCAUGCGUGUUCCGCGAACUUUCAUUCUGACCAAAACAAAGCUUCUCAUCAUUGCCAAUCAGGUCAUCAACCAUCAGCUCACCGUCGUUGUAGAGCGCAACAUCCCGGUCCCCUCCAUCAAGUAUCUGGCCAUGUCCAGUCUGCGCGAUGACUGGCUCGCCAUUUCAGUUCAAUCCCCCAGCGAGCCCGACCCAUUGAUUUCGUGUCUCUUCAAAACGGAGCUGGUCACGCAUCUCAAGCAGCUCCGACCCAACCUCGACCUGCGUAUCGGCCCCACCGUGCAGUACUUUAAGAAGCCAGGUAAGAUCGCUACAGUCAAAUUCCAAACUGACUCCACUGCUGGCUCCACCGAUAAUUACAAGUCCGGUAUUGUUCACGUUGCCCCAGGAUGCCCACCCAACUCUGUCUCGGACCCCACCCCGCGCAAGAGCCCGCGCGCUGCUGGUACCCAAGCAGCUAGACGUCCUCCUCCUGCACGCACCGCUGCCCCUGCCCCCAAGCGCAACCCGCCUCCUGCAGCUCCACUUCCCACUUCUAACGCGCGCCGCAACCCGCCGCCCCCUCCUCCUGCCACGCGCCAGCAAAAGUCCCCUCCUCUUCAGAUGCCCUCAUCACCUUUCCAGAAGCAGCCCGUGCGCAUGCCCGAGCCCUUUGGCGCUUCUAAAAAUGCAGCAGUGGCUGCUGCCAGUGCUGCAUAUAACCCAACAGGCAACUCCCCUGCUGCCACACCUACACCCACCGCAGCUAAACGCUUGUCUUCAGUCAACAGGAAACCCGUUGCUCCAACUUCUCGGCCAACACACCAUGCUCCAGCUCAACGCAAGGCUGCUCCAGCACCUGUGGCUGCUACUCCUGUGGCUGCCCCUGCUCCAGCUCCUGCUCCUCCGCCACCUCCUCCACCCCCAGCCGCUCCUCCCACUGCCCCUGCAGAGCCGCUCUACAAGGCUCUGUACGAUUUCCCGAGCGCUGCGGCCAACCAAUUGUCAGUAUCCAAGGACGAGGUUGUGAUUAUGAAGCAGAAGGGCAACGAAGGCUGGUGUCUUGUUCAGCGCCGUGACGGUUCUGCAGAGGGUUGGGCACCCCUAUCAUACCUCGAGGAGCUUAGACAAGCGCUUCCAUCACUCUCUAGCAAUGGCACAAGCACACCUGCCUCAGGAUACUCGCAAGCUUCAGCAGCAUCUACUCUGGCAUCCGCACCCCAGCAGCAGCAGCAGCAACAACCUCAAUUGGCUAUGGGCCUGGCAGAUGCACUUAAGCAAAAGACACAGCAAAGCAACCAGCUUGCCGGAGGUCUUGCAGAGGCGCUCAAGGCGCGCUCUGGUCGUCAUGAUAGCGAUGAUGAUGAUGACGAUGAUUGGUAA